AUGGGUAGAGCUCCUUGUUGUGACAAAGCAAAUGUUAAGAAAGGGCCAUGGAGUCCUGAAGAAGAUGAAAAGCUAAAGGAGUACAUAGAGAAACAUGGUACUGGAGGGAACUGGAUUGCCCUCCCACAAAAAGCUGGUUUGAAAAGAUGUGGGAAAAGUUGUAGACUCAGAUGGCUUAAUUAUCUCAGACCCAACCUUAAGCAUGGUGAGUUUUCAGAAGAUGAAGAUAGAAUAAUCUGCACUCUCUUUGCUAGCAUUGGAAGCAGGUGGUCAAUAAUAGCAUCUCAGUUGCCAGGUAGGACUGACAAUGAUAUCAAGAACUAUUGGAACACCAAGCUUAAGAAAAAAGCGAUGGGAAUGGAUCCUUCAGCACUCAAGAAAUAUCACCAAGUUACCCUUUUAUCCAUCCUUCAAAACUCAACACCAUCUUCAUCCUCCUCGUCUUUUCAAGCACAAGAAAGUUCUUUGCGUCCCUUUCAAAAUUACCAAGUUAGUAGUGUCUCUAUGUUAGGGGGUGAAACUAGUUGCACCUCUUCAGAUGGAAGCUGCAAUAAUCAGAUCAAUCAGGUCAAAGAAGUAGAUCUUGGAUAUGGUGGUGAUGGAACUUUGGUUGACCAAAUCGGUACUCUUAGUUACCUCUCUAAUGGGUUGGAAGGUACCCAAAAGUUGAUGCUCUCCAAUGCUGGUAGGGUUAGUGGGUGGACAGUGGAACAAAGUAGAAUAUGGGGAGAAAAUCCAUUAGAUUAUGGUCUAGAAGAAAUUAAACAGCUAAUAAGCACUAGCAGUUGCAACAACUUGUUUGACGACAAGAAGACAGAGGAAAUGGUCAUGUACUAUUGA
This is a messenger RNA of Abrus precatorius (Indian licorice), 840 nucleotides long. Its product is annotated as transcription factor RAX2. The record is from RefSeq and is a predicted model, not a curated record. NCBI's taxonomy places the organism in Eukaryota, Viridiplantae, Streptophyta, Magnoliopsida, Fabales, Fabaceae.